This is a messenger RNA of Bufo bufo (common toad), 1371 nucleotides long. RefSeq names its product pancreatic triacylglycerol lipase-like. Gene Ontology annotation, molecular function: protein binding; triacylglycerol lipase activity. The record is from RefSeq and is a predicted model, not a curated record. Bases 1 to 1371 code for a protein of 456 amino acids. The transcript has 13 exons. Lineage: Eukaryota; Metazoa; Chordata; Amphibia; Anura; Bufonidae. Gene Ontology annotation, biological process: lipid metabolic process.
AUGUAUGUUUUUCUCGCAGGCGCUGAGGUUUGUUAUAACAGAGUCGGUUGCUUCAAUGAUUUGAAACCUUGGGCUGGGACUGUAGAGAGACCCUUCACUAAAUUACCAUGGAGCCCAGAACAAAUUAAGACACGGUUCCUGCUUUACACCAAGAGUAAUCAGAACAGUUUCCAGUUGAUCAGCGCCACCAAUCCCUCCUCCAUCUCUUCAUCCAACUUCCGAACUACCAAGAAAACUCGCUUUGUGAUCCACGGCUUCACUGACAGCGGAGAAGCUUCCUGGCUGUCUAACAUAUGCAGGAAACUGUUCCAGAUUGAGGACUCCAACUGCAUCUGUGUGGACUGGAGCGGCGGCUCCCGCACUCUGUACUCUCAGGCCUCCAACAACAUCCGCGUGGUGGGCGCAGAAGUGGCGUAUUUCGUGAACAUCCUUCAGUCAAACUUCGGCUAUUCUCCUGCCAACGUCCACCUGAUUGGGCACAGCCUGGGCGCACACGCUGCCGGGGAGGCCGGGAAGAGGAAGAAGGGCAUCUCCAGGAUCUCAGGCCUGGACCCCGCUGAACCCUACUUCCAGAACACCCCCAUAGAGGUCAGGCUGGACCCGUCCGAUGCUACUCUUGUCGAUGUCAUUCACACAGAUUCCGGUCCUCUGGUCCCCACCCUGGGUUUUGGAAUGAGCCAGAUCGUUGGUCACUUGGACUUCUUCCCUAAUGGAGGGGUCCACAUGCCCGGGUGUCCUCAGAACAUACAAAUCCCCAAUGUCAAUGUGGAGGAUAUCUGGAGCGGGGUCGUCAACUUUAUCACUUGCAACCAUAACAGUGCCAUCAGGUAUUACACCGACAGCAUCACCAACUCCAACACCUUUGUGAGCUACUCCUGCUCCAACUGGAACACCUACUCUAGUGGCUGCAGAACCUGCCCCAGUGCCGGAUGUCCAAAGAUGGGUCAUUACGCAGACACCUACCGUGGGGUUACCACUUCCAGCCAGGUCUUCUAUCUGAAUACUGGUCCUCCAAAGCGUUUCGCUCGCUGGCGAUACAAGGUCACGGUGCAGAUUGCCGGCACUCUGAACAUCCAGGCAUAUUUCCACGUUUCCUUGUUUGGGCCCAAUGGGAACACUCGUCAGUAUCAGGUCUACAAUGGAUACAUCAACACAGGGAACUCCUACACGGCGUACAUAGAUGUGGAGACCUACGUCGGGCCCCUGAACAGGGUCAAAUUCGUGUGGAACAAUAACAUCCUUAACCCGCUCUUCCCCACCCUGGGGGCAUCAUCUAUAAUUGUCCAGUACGGAAAAGAUGGAGCCACGCUUAGAUUCUGCGCCAGCGGCACGGUCAGAGAAGAAGUGCUGCAGACUCUGAAUCCCUGUUAA